AUGUCUGUUAUAUCUACUUCUCUUUCGGGUAUUGCUUUCUUAAGUGCCACAUCUAGUAUGUCUCAGGUGGAUCAUGAGAAUACCAAUGAUUAUGAUCAAGAAGUCAUGUUAAAUGAUUUACCAGAUGAAAAUAACCAGCAAGUAGAAAAUGAAGCAGAAUCAAGCCAUGAUGAUGAAAGUACUAGACCAAUUAUUAUGAAAAGACGCAUAUUUAAGAAUCGUGGUAGUCGAUUUAUUAAUGAUGAUGGUCAAUAUACUAUGCGCGAAGAACCUAAAGGGCGACGAGAAGUUAUAAGUGGUGAAGAUAUGGAAGUCAUAGAAGAGGAUAAAUUUUCUCACAUGGUAAACUCUGGAUCAUAUGCAAAAAAACCUCGGAGGAAUGAAAGAUGGACAACAGAAGAGACUGAACUAUUUUACAAAUCAUUGUCACAAUGGGGAACUGAUUUUGAGAUAAUCGCGGCAAAGUCGUUCCUUAACACGAAGACACGUGAUCAGAUAAAGAACAAGUACAAAAAGGAAAGAAAAAAUAACCCUGAACGCGUUAAUAACGCAUUAGAUACUCGCAUUCCAGUUGCAAUUGAAGAAUUGAACUUAAGGGUUAUUGAAGAGACGGAAGAACCAGCACCCGAUGUUGCAAUAUAUGAAGAACUUCCGGAAGAUACUUAUCCAAUAAUUGAAGACGAUGAUUCAAAUUAG
Dentiscutata heterogama is the source of this 696-nucleotide messenger RNA. The record is from the annotation of a GenBank genome assembly. NCBI's taxonomy places the organism in Eukaryota, Fungi, Glomeromycota, Glomeromycetes, Diversisporales, Gigasporaceae.